CCGGAAUCAAAGGAUUGACUGACUUGCUCGACGACAGACAAAGACCCAAGGACUGACUACGACAGCCAGCACAAGCAGCCAUGCAGCGCGCUUCGAUCAUGCGGAGUUCUGUUCUCAAGAACCUUCAAGCAGCAACAUCACGUAGCCAGAUGCGCCUACAGAGCACAAUGGCAUCCGAUCCACAAGCCAACAUUGGCGACUACCCGACCAACAUCCCGGCCAUCAACCGGCAGACACGCAGCGAGACGGUCAAGUGGGACAACCAGCAAGACCGCAGAAACUUUAACGAGCCGCUCCACGAGCUUGAUGAUGUACUUACUGUGUUUGGGCCUGAUGUGCACACACAUGUCAAACCGCGCACCGCCUUCUUCCACCUCGGCGUAUGGCUCGCGUGCUUCAUGGGCGUCGUCGGCUUUGGCAAAAUCAUGUUCUUCGAGUUGCCAGCCGAAAGGAGAACAUACCCAUACAACGGCCUUGAGAAGGAGCUCGCGGGAAACAAAGCACGAACAGAGUAAAGAAUAACUCAUGCAAUACAUCAUUAUUGACAUCACAUCGCCAUCACCGCUUUCAACCUCGC
This is a messenger RNA of Protomyces lactucae-debilis, 577 nucleotides long. RefSeq lists its product as uncharacterized. The record is from RefSeq and is a predicted model, not a curated record. Gene Ontology annotation, cellular component: mitochondrion. Bases 81 to 515 code for a protein of 144 amino acids. Lineage: Eukaryota; Fungi; Ascomycota; Taphrinomycetes; Taphrinales; Protomycetaceae. The transcript is spliced from 2 exons.